CAGGCGCUGCCCGGCCGCCUCUCCGGGGUCCUGGCGCGGCGCGGCGGCCCGUUGCCGUACAGCAUGGCGGCGCUGUGGCGGAGGCGGCGGCGUCUCCUAGGAGCGGCGGGGCUGUGCCGUACGGCGCGAGCCCUCUCAGGAAAGCCGGAAUAUGAUCUUCUGGUAAUAGGUGGAGGAUCUGGAGGCCUGGCUUGUGCAAAAGAAGCUGCUCAGUUUGGAAGGAAAGUGGCCGUUUUGGAUUAUGUGGAACCUUCUCCACAAGGAACCAAAUGGGGACUUGGUGGAACUUGCGUGAAUGUUGGUUGCAUUCCUAAAAAGCUCAUGCAUCAAGCAGCCCUUUUAGGGAGUGCCCUUAAAGAUGCCCAGCACUACGGCUGGAAUAUAGCCCACCCUGUUCAUCAUAACUGGUCAGAGAUGGCACAAGCUGUUCAGAAUUAUGUGAAGUCCUUGAACUGGGGACACAGAGUGCAGCUACAAGACAAGAAGGUGAAAUAUUUCAACAUGAAAGGGAGUUUUUCAGAUCCACAUACAAUCCGUGGUUUAACAAAAGGAGGUAAAGAGACUAUUAUUACUGCAGAAAAAAUUGUCAUUGCUACUGGAGGAAGACCAAAAUAUCCUACACACGUUGCAGGUGCACUGGAGUAUGGAAUCACAAGUGAUGACCUGUUCUGGUUAAAAGAAUCUCCUGGAAAAACGUUGGUUGUUGGAGCCAGCUAUAUUUCACUUGAAUGUGCUGGUUUUCUAACUGGCAUUGGACUAGACGCUACAGUCAUGAUGAGAAGUAUCCCACUUCGUGGGUUUGAUCAGCAAAUGGCAUCUUUAGUAACAGAGUACAUGGAAUCUUACGGCACAAAAUUUUUAAAGAAAUGUAUCCCAACGAAAGUUGAAAAAUUGGAAAGCAACAGAUUACAAGUCACCUGGAAAAAUACUGACUCGGGCACAGAAGAAACGGAUUCCUUUGACACAGUGAUGUGGGCAGUAGGUCGGGCUCCUGACACCAAAGCUCUCAAUUUGGAGACAGUUGGAGUGAAAACUAAUUCUGAAACUGGAAAGAUCAUUGUGGAUGCCAGUGAAGCUACUUCUGUUCCUCACAUUUACGCAGUUGGAGACAUAACAGAGGGGCGUCCUGAAUUGACACCCACAGCAAUAGCUGCAGGAAAACUGCUGGCUCAGCGUCUUUUUGGCCAGUCUUCAGAAUUGAUUGACUAUGACAAUGUACCUACUACAGUUUUUACUCCCUUGGAAUAUGGUUGUGUUGGGCUGUCUGAAGAAAAGGCCGUGCAGUGUUACGGAUCAGAUAAUAUUGAGGUAUACCAUGCAUAUUAUAAACCUUUAGAGUUUACAGUGGCUGAAAGAGAUGCAACUCAAUGCUAUAUGAAAAUGGUGUGCUUACGAGAGAGAGAGCAACGAAUCCUUGGCCUUCAUUUCAUUGGACCAAAUGCAGGCGAAGUUAUUCAAGGAUUUGCUCUUGGAAUCAAAUGUGGUGCUACCUAUCCUCAACUAAUGAAGACAAUUGGCAUUCACCCUACCUGUGCUGAAGAAAUUACCAAGUUGCAUAUUACAAAACGUUCUGGCUUGGAUGCAACAGUCACAGGGUGCUGAGGUUAAAUACCAUCCCUGGAAAGAAGGAAGAAAAGCACAAAAUAUAGCUGAAAAGAAAAUGGACACUUGAGUUGAAACAGAUGACUCAAUGAAACCCAAUGGCUGGAGUUCCAGAAAUCUUUCUCAUUCUUCCUGUAGACAGCUUUUUCUCAUAGCCAGACAAAGAAAUUGUCUUCACACCAACAGAGUUUUAAAGCCAAUGCAGUUGUGCUGUGACAAAUCUCUCUUCCAAAGUGCAUAUAAUUAUUUUGUUAGGAGCUUGGGGAUAAUCACAGCUUUAAGUAUAAAAGUAUAUCUGAAAUCAUUAAUAUCUUGAGGCCUUCUAAAAUUUAAGCAGUUGUUGUCUGGGUUUCCAGGUUGGCAUGGCUGAAUGCCAAUAGAAUUUUCUCGCACUGUUUGUGUACAGAUGCCAGGCAUCAGACAGGGCAUCCCUUAGAAUUUUGUUGAUGGUCCUUUCUCCGAAGUACUUGGAUAAUUCAUUACUGAUCCUGAUAUUGAAUAUUGAAUCUUUCUGCUCACUAGCAGAAAAGAGUUCCCAGUGUAUGCAACAAUAGCUAAGCAAUCAUCUCUUUUUUUUUUUUUUUUAAACCUUCAAAAUAUAUAAUAUCUCACAAAUUACUGCUUGAACAGUGUAUAUUAAGCAAUGUUGAAAAGUAGAAUCAAAGCCACUAAUAAUCCAGCUCAUGCAGCAUUUUUUGUUUGUUUUAGAAUGUGGAAGUCUGGCCGAUGAAGUGGUGUAUUUUCCAUUGGUUUUGUUUUUAAUACUUUCUAACUGAUGAGCUGGAUUCUCCUUUCGAGUGGAUUUAGAUAAAAGCAUAUGUUACUGAAGGGAACUAUAUUAAACAGUGAACUCAAAAAGAAAUGGCCCUGCUCAGAACACACAUGGAAAAUAAUUAUCUGCAAAUUCUUUUUUCAGAGAAUUGGCCAGAGUAAGAAAGCAUUAAUCUAUUGCAAGUUUCUUGAUGCAAGUUUCUCAUUAUUUUCCUGCUAUCCACAAGGGGGAGAUGCUGGCUAAUUUGUGGCAAGGAAGAAACAAAUUGAUAGUGAAGCUUGUUCUGCAGAAGCCUGUUAAAUAGGUAGCAUGACAAAGCCACAACGCAAAACAAACUUCAUUGAAUUUCAAUCCAAGUUGCAGUUGCCAUCAUGUUGAUCUGCACAGUCAGUUUCUUGCAUAGUGGAAUUGUACGUGUAGGAAAGGGAGAAACUAGCUUUUUGGUAGAUCAGAAUGUAUACUUUUAGCAAUUAAUUUAUAUCAGUGUUUUUGCAUGUGCAAUUUGAUGUUUUCAUAGCUGUCCUAUGUUGCAGCACAGUCAAACGAUUAAUUUAUUUCAAGUGUGAAACAGUUCUUUACUGUGAAAAUUGUACCUGUCAGAGAAAUUAUUGCACAAAAAUUGAUAAGGCAUUCUAAAAUAUGCAGUAAUAGCAUUUGUCACACUCUUAUUUUCACUAGAACACUCUGUUUUUGAGGAUUUGUUCUGGCUUUAACGACAAAAGAUACUAAAUGUUUUCAAAGUUCUCUGAUAUUUCUGAUCCAUGAAAAAGGAAGGGUUGGUGCAAUUUGACUGCAAGUGGCAUUUCCUAUCAGAUCUGCUGUUGCAAUUUUUCGUCUAUGAAAUAAGCUUGUAGUUGAAAAAAAAAAUCAAAAAUUCUUUGAAUGGAAUUGUAGUCACAAUACUACCUAAAUAUUGCCUUUAGAGGAAAUAGUAUGAAAUCCCAACUAGAAGGAAAAACAAACAAAACAAAUAAAUAAAACACUAGAUUUUCCAAGCUGUAAAAAUGUUUGUAGUAAGCUUGUUUUUUGAAAAUAUUUCACUUAAUAUUUUGAAACGUUGAGAUUCUGAGCAUCUCAGACUACAGAGAUUUUGUGUUGAGAAACAUCCCACCUCUGACUAAACUGAUGUGAUGUGUGUGAGAUAUUUUUUUUCCCUACUGUUUACGUAUUACAGUUCCUUUUGCAACCCUGAAUGAAAAUAUCAGCGGUCAGUCAUGUGAAAGUGUCUUCUCUUCCCUGUCCUACUAAUGCAUCCAGCAGACUUUAUCUGCCCCACAGACAUAUCAAUGGGAAGAUGUUUGUUUCAUUCAUCGUAAAUUUGAAAAUGAUUUGAGACAACUAGUAAAGAGAUCUCAAGGAAAUGUGUCCUCAAUAUAUUUGGUGUUUGAAACUAAGUCCUGUCAGCAUCCUUGAAAUAAUAGAACUCUCUUGGUUUUAGAAUUAUGUUGACUGCAUGAAAACAGAUCCUGUAUCUUGAACUGCAGCCUAGUUCUCUUCCUCAUUUAGUGGAAAAUGUUGCCACCUGAAGUGAAAUUAAAUGUCCAUUCGCACCUACAGAACCCUAAUGUCAGAAUCAACAGUAAGAUAGAAAAAUGACUGCUAGUAUGUUUUGUGCUUUUUUUCCUGAAGGAUUCUUUGAGGAACUCUCCAGGGAUGGUCCUUAAGAAUUGUUUUUAAAAGCCUGACUAAUGUCAAUUGGAAUGGCUGAUGUAUGCCACAAAUUAUUAUUACAUGUGAAAGUUAAAAAUAAUUUUAGUCGGGCUUUUUCUCAGGAUGCCAGCUGAUGAAGUCUUGUUUGUCAAACCACAGCAUGGUGCAGACAAGUCUGAGCAUUGCUGGGUCCCUCAUACGUAUUAUCCUGAUAUUUAUUGUGAUGUGAAUUAACAAAUUAAUAAACGUCGUAUUUUUUACUAA
Molecule: messenger RNA, 4288 nt
Organism: Oxyura jamaicensis (ruddy duck)
Lineage: Eukaryota; Metazoa; Chordata; Aves; Anseriformes; Anatidae
Gene: TXNRD2
Product: thioredoxin reductase 2
Exons: 17
Coding region: 64-1602 (512 amino acids)
Biological process (GO): glutathione metabolic process; cellular response to oxidative stress; cell redox homeostasis
Cellular component (GO): mitochondrion; cytosol
Molecular function (GO): flavin adenine dinucleotide binding; glutathione-disulfide reductase (NADPH) activity; thioredoxin-disulfide reductase (NADPH) activity
Source: RefSeq, a predicted model, not a curated record